AUGGGUCUCGGCGUGUUGGAAGACCAUAAGCUGCAGCAUGUCCCUGGUACAGCAACACUCGACGACCUCGACGAACUGACAGCCGGUGCUCCUCGCCAUGCCAACGCAAAGAGAAGUAAGGACGGCACGAUCCUCGUCCCACAGCCCAGCGACGAUCCCCGCGACCCACUGAACUGGCCACUAUGGCGCCGCGACCUCAUAACCAGUAUCCUCUGUCUCCUCUCCGUCAUCGCCUCGACACUCUCACCCCUUCUCGCCGCCAACACCCUGACCUUGACGCUGUACUUCGAGCGUAGCUUCACGGACAUCGCACUUCUGACAGGCUACCAUUUACUUGGCGUAGGACUAGCAGGCUUCAUCUUCGUCGCCAGUGCAAGAGUGUGGGGCAAGAGACAUCUCUACCUUAUUGGCACAAUUGUCAUAAUCAUCAGCUCAGCAUGGGGAGGCGGAAGCGGGAAGAACUACAGAUCCCUUCUCGCCGCACGAUUCUUCCAAGGAGUCGGCCUCGCGCCCUUCGAGGCCCUAGUCAAUGCUAGCGUGGGAGACCUCUAUUACGUCCACGAGCGCGGCAAGAGAAUGGCACUGAGCAAUUUAAGUCUCUUCGGUGGCGCAUUCUUCACCCCUGUCAUUGUGGGUAAAUUGACGGACACGCUAGGCUGGCAAUGGUCCUUCUACCUCCUCGCCAUCUUCACGGCCGCCAUGCUACCAUUAGUCAUCCUCUUCGUCCCGGAAACGACUUUCGUAAGAGCCGAUCACUUCAACACGGACCUCGGCGUGCAUAACCAAACCGAAUACACCAAGACCGCUGAGAUCGAACUCCAACAACCCUCCUCCACCAGCUCCGUCCAUGCCGUCGAACCACAUUCGGGAAGUAGCAGCAUGUUCUCCAAAGCAACCCUUUCCCCCUUUAACGGCCGCCACACCAACGAAAACUUCUUCAAACUCCUCGCCCGCCCCUUCCCGCUCUUCUUCCACCCUGGCAUCCUCUGGGCCUGUCUAAUCCAAGGAACGCUUAUCGGCUGGACGGUGCUGAUCGGUAUCGUGCUCGCAGCCAUCAUGCUUGGCCCACCCCUGUGGUUCGACGAGGUGAAGACGGGGUAUAUGUACACCGGUGCCUUCAUCGGCGCUCUACUGGGCUUUGUGCUGGCUGGUGUACUGAGUGACUCAAGCGUGAAAUGGAUGACGAAACGAAAUCGUGGGAUUUAUGAACCAGAAUUCCGCCUCCUGCUCGUCAUUCCGCAGCUCAUCUUUGGCUGCGCAGGCCUUUAUGGUUUCGGCAUCACGAGUGCGAACACAUAUAAAUACGGCUGGUUCUGGCCGGACUUCUUCUUCGCGCUCGAAGUCAUGGGGAUGGUCCUUGGAGCCGUGGCUUCCGCCCUCUACAUCGUGGACGCACAUCGAGAUAUUGCUGUUGAAGGAUUCACGUGCUUGCUCGUGUUCAAGAAUAUCUUCUCGUUUGGUCUGACGUUCAGUGGAUACAAUUGGUUGGUCAAGAGCGGCAUCAAGCCCGUAUUCUUGGCUAUCAGUAGUGUGCAGGUUGUGAUAUGCUGCUUGACAGUGUUUAUGUAUGUGUUUGGCAAGAAGAACCGAUCGUUCUUUGCGCGGCAUGAUAUCUUGACUAUGUUGCAUCUACGAUAG
Messenger RNA from Recurvomyces mirabilis, 1638 nucleotides. RefSeq lists its product as uncharacterized. The record is from RefSeq and is a predicted model, not a curated record. The transcript has 3 exons. Gene Ontology annotation, cellular component: plasma membrane. Gene Ontology annotation, molecular function: transmembrane transporter activity. Gene Ontology annotation, biological process: transmembrane transport. Lineage: Eukaryota; Fungi; Ascomycota; Dothideomycetes; Mycosphaerellales; Teratosphaeriaceae. Bases 1 to 1638 code for a protein of 545 amino acids.